Oncorhynchus mykiss (rainbow trout) is the source of this 695-nucleotide messenger RNA. The record is from RefSeq and is a predicted model, not a curated record. NCBI's taxonomy places the organism in Eukaryota, Metazoa, Chordata, Actinopteri, Salmoniformes, Salmonidae.
GUAUGUGAUAUCAUUGCAUCGUUUAGAGGUUUUGACAUUCAUAGGACACAGACUGGAAACAAUAAAUGGAUUCAUUAGAAGAUGAAUUUGUGAUGUCUAUCUAAUUUUCUACAGUUAUGACAUUCAACACCCGAGUACAGAGGGAGAGAAUUGUUGGACGUCAAAUUGAAAAUAGCUUAUUUUUUCUUUCCCUUAUUUGAUCUCCAAUGUUCCCAUUUGAACCAGCGGUCCACUGUCCCCACCACACCAAGCCGGAACACGCCUCCCCAGGAGACUCCAUCGCCCUCACUGUCUCCCCCGCCACCGACGGCUGCCCUCAUUGCACCGUCGCCCUGUCAAUCAGCGACGGGGCGGGACCUGCCGACAGCCUGGCCAAUUUGGAGGUGGAGGAAGGAGCUUUGGAGAAGACGGACGGGGAGGGCAGCAAAUGCGAUGCCGGGAAGGAGGAAGUGAAAGACGCGGCUCCCGCUAAGGUUUCUGGGGGAUGUAGGCGGGGGUGUGGGAAGCUGUGGGAGGAGACGAGGUUGAAGUUGUUGGGGAUCGUGGAGAGCAAGUACUUCAAUAGAGGAAUUAUGAUCGCUAUCCUCAUCAAUACCAUCAGUAUGGGCAUUGAACACCACAACCAGGUAUGGAUCUCUUCCUCAUCUCUCUCCCUCUCUCUCCCUCUAUCUCUCUCUCUCUCUCACUCCACAUAG